GGCCCUGACUUCUGGGACACGGCGUGGAGGCAUCUGGCAGAGCUGGUGGAGCGGGGCAGCCUGCCCUGCUGCAGCUCCCCCAGGGCCCGAAGCGUGGAGCGGCAAAGAGCCUCAGCAUCGCAGUCAGGUGCUAAGAGACAGACGGGUGGGCCAUCGAGCUCCAGCUGCAGCCGUUGCAGCAUAGCUGAUGAGAAGAUGCAGUAUCUGGUGCUAUCAGCACUGCCUGAUGACGUGCCCUCUCUGGGCCCUGACUUCUGGGACAUGGCGUGGAGGGAUCUGGCAGAGCUGGUGGAGCGGGGCAGUCUGCCCUGUUGCAGCUCCUUCAGUUUCUGGAGAUCUAUCAGAAGAAUGAAGGACUUAAUGUCCCUUAAUGUGCAUCAGGGAGCCUUGACAGAGCAGGUCCCUGUCUGUGCCCCUGGACGUACGCACACUGGCAAGGCCCACACAAAUUCCAGAACAGAGCCCAGCUGGUUGCGCUCUUUUCUGCUGCGUUGUCUGGGCUUUUCCUGGCAGGAAACGAAACCUGCCCAGACGAAGAAUCAAGGUGGCAAGGCAGCCAGCAGAACAGUAGGAGAUCCCACUGAGGACCGCUUUACCAGCUGGCCACCACCAGCAGAGGAAUGCAUUUUACGCGAGAACAUCCUUCUUCCAGACGGACGGCUGCCUCAGAGACCGGAUAAUCUGGUGCCCCCUCCAGAGCGGGCAGUGAAUCCACCAGCACUGCGUAGCAGCUUCCGCAACUCUGCAGGAGUGGCAACAAGAAGACCAGCUUCAACCCGCAGAGAUGUUGGUGUUGAGACUUCUGACAGAGAAGAGAACUCACAGUGUUGUGAGUAUUGUGCACAACGCAGAACUGAGAUGGGCAGUGGCAAGGAAAGGGGAAGAGCUGAUGAGUUGCAUGCUGGAACCAGCUCCUACACAGUGCCACCGCACCUGGGGACAGUCACACGUGAGAACAUCAUGUCAAUAGAUGCAGCUGUACGUUGGUGGGAGCAGAAGACACAGGUGGCUGUUGGACUCUCCAUGCAUCCACAAGAAGUUCCCAAAAAGCACAGGACAGUAAGACCACCACCAAUGGUGGCAGCACCUUCUCGCCUGGCUGCGCAAGAUGACUGCAGAAGUGCAGCCAGCCAGCGUCUGAACUCUGCCCUUGGGGGCAGGAGAGCCAGAGAGCAGCCCCCACAGAUUUGCAGCUGUAUGCACCCACCUGGGGAAGAGAGACUUCAUCAACCAAACCAGGUGCAAUGUUGGUGCGACAACAAUAAGGCCCAGAGGUCUUCUGAAAUGUCUGUGCCCAGCCAAAUGUUUUGGGAGGGCAGUGUAACAGUGAGAGCAAGAAGAAAUUCAGAGGAGGCAGUCUGGCACAGCAUGAUAAAGGUACGGCACCGGCAUGUGCAGUAGCCCCCCAGACACACCUGGAAA
Messenger RNA from Phasianus colchicus (ring-necked pheasant), 1422 nucleotides. NCBI's taxonomy places the organism in Eukaryota, Metazoa, Chordata, Aves, Galliformes, Phasianidae. The record is from RefSeq and is a predicted model, not a curated record.